GAAGUGAGUUGCCCGUGUGUGCGAGCUGUGGCCAGAGGAUCUACGACGGCCAGUACCUCCAGGCCCUGAAUGCUGACUGGCAUGCAGACUGCUUCAGGUGUUGUGAAUGCAGCACCUCCCUUUCGCACCAGUACUAUGAGAAGGAUGGACAGCUCUUCUGUAAGAAGGACUACUGGGCCCGCUAUGGCGAGUCUUGCCAUGGGUGCUCCGAGCACAUCACCAAAGGACUGGUCAUGGUGGCUGGGGAGCUGAAGUACCACCCUGAGUGCUUCAUCUGCCUCACCUGCGGGACCUUCAUUGGGGAUGGGGACACCUACACGCUGGUGGAGCACUCUAAGCUGUACUGCGGGCACUGCUACUUCCAGACCGUGGUGACCCCAGUCAUCGAACAGAUCCUGCCUGACUCCCCCAGCUCCCACCUGCCCCACACGGUCACCCUGGUGUCCAUCCCAGCCUCCACUCAUGGCAAACGAGGCUUGUCUGUCUCCAUCGACCCACCUCAUGGCCCACCGGGCUGCGGCACUGAACACUCCCACACUGUCCGAGUCCAGGGAGUGGACCCAGGCUGCAUGAGCCCGGAUGUGAAGAAUUCCAUCCAUGUGGGAGACCGCAUCUUGGAAAUCAAUGGUACGCCCAUCCGGAAUGUGCCGCUGGAUGAGAUAGACCUGCUGAUCCAGGAGACCAGCCGGCUGCUUCAGCUGACCCUCGAGCACGACCCCCAUGACUCUCUGGGCCAUGGGCCACCAUCGGAUCCCAGCCCACUGGGCUCCCCCCUGCACACUCCCAGUGGACAGGCCAGCAGCUCUGCCCGACAGAAACCUGUCUUGAGGAGUUGUAGUAUCGACACUUCCCCGGGCGCAGGCUCACUGGCCUCGCCAGCCUCCCAGCGCAAGGACCUGGGUCGCUCCGAAUCCCUCCGAGUGGUCUGCCGGCCACACCGCAUCUUCCGCCCAUCCGACCUCAUCCAUGGAGAGGUGUUGGGCAAAGGCUGCUUUGGUCAGGCCAUCAAGGUGACGCACCGGGAGACAGGAGAGGUGAUGGUGAUGAAGGAACUGAUCCGGUUUGAUGAGGAGACCCAGAGGACGUUUCUCAAGGAGGUGAAGGUCAUGCGCUGCCUAGAGCACCCCAACGUGCUCAAGUUCAUCGGAGUGCUCUACAAGGACAAGCGACUGAACUUCAUCACAGAGUACAUCAAGGGUGGCACCCUGCGGGGCAUCAUCAAGAGCAUGGAUAGCCAGUACCCAUGGAGUCAAAGGGUCAGCUUUGCCAAGGACAUCGCAUCAGGGAUGGCCUACCUCCAUUCGAUGAACAUCAUCCACCGAGACCUCAACUCCCACAACUGCCUGGUCCGUGAGAACAAGAAUGUGGUGGUAGCUGACUUUGGGCUGGCCCGGCUCAUGGUAGAGGAAAAGACUCAGUCUGAAGAUCUGCGAAGCCUCAAGAAGCCAGACCGCAAGAAGCGCUACACCGUGGUGGGCAAUCCCUACUGGAUGGCGCCUGAAAUGAUCAAUGGCCGUAGCUAUGAUGAAAAAGUGGAUGUGUUUUCCUUCGGAAUUGUCCUCUGUGAGAUCAUUGGCCGGGUCAAUGCAGACCCCGAUUACCUGCCUCGUACUAUGGACUUUGGCCUCAAUGUGCGGGGUUUCCUGGACCGCUAUUGCCCACCAAACUGCCCCCCAAGCUUCUUCCCCAUCACUGUACGCUGCUGUGACCUGGACCCCGAGAAAAGGCCGUCCUUCGUCAAGCUAGAGCAGUGGCUGGAGACCCUCCGCAUGCACUUGGCUGGUCACCUGCCACUGGGCCCACAGCUGGAACAACUGGACCGGGGCUUCUGGGAGACCUACCGGAGGGGCGAGAGCUCACUGCCUGCCCACCCUGAGGUCCCUGACUGAGCCCAACUGGCCCUGCUGCCUCUGUCCCCACCUCUGGAAAAUCCACCCAUACCAGAUUCCUCAGCAAGAGGAAGUCCAGGCCUGGGGUCCUCAGCCAGGGCAGCGGUACCCAGACUUAUCCCUCAACCCUGACCCUGCCUUGUCUUUUUCCCUCAUGCACCGUGCUCCCCAGCUCUCUGCCUCCAGUCCCCAAGGUGCGUGUGCACACACACACAUACACACUGUCACAAUGCCCUGCCUUACCUCCCUCUUGGUGGGGCCGCCUCUCACUUAUCCUCGCAUGAGUUGGAGGCCCCUGGGGAAGCUGGGCCCAUUCCAUGCAUCACCACCCAGCCAUCUGCACACUGUACCUGCCCACAGCACUCCCCCAGUUGAAGUUGGGCUGGGAAGGCCGCUUUGGGAAGUGAGCCCUAUGAUGAUUGGGCAUGUGCCAGGGGAGAGGCUAUGUUCCCAGGUGCCCAACUGGGAGUCAGGGGACCCCAUGUAACCCCAACAUGGGGCGUCUAGGCAGCAGACGGUUUGACCAAAACGCCAAGGAGUUUGCUCCGAGAGCGAGAUAAAUGUUGCCCCACCCUCGCUCUUGCUUGGGGGCCACCUUCUCCCUUGAUCAAAGCCACUUUAGUGAGAAGCAGGUACUAGAUAGACCUCAGGGUAGACAGGGAGCCCUCAAGGGAAAAGGGGGCAGGAUGCCUCAGAUCUGGCUGACUGACAGGGAGGGGCUGACCUGCACAGCAGAGGCUGGGCAGAGGGGAAAGAAGCAGCCAUCCACCAGCACCCCAAGUUCAUCUCAGCACCCCUUCCCAGGCCUCUCAUUGACUGGAGCAGCCCUGCCCCCCUCCUCGGGUGCCUCUGUCCUCUGGGUUCUUUCUGUGUAAUCUAUUUUUUAAGGAGAGUUUGUAUUAUUUUUUCAUAACGGCUGUAGCAGCAGCUGCUGGGAGCUUGGGGGGUUGGAUGUUAUUUUGGUUUUGGUUUUGGUUUUUUUUGGUGGGGGAGGGGGGUGGGAGGGCCAUUUCCUACUUUGCCUCAGUUGAACAUCUAGGACAUAUUAAAACUGUGAAGCAUUUUCUCAGUGCACUUUGAACCCAAAAUAGAAUCCGAGCAGACCCUGGUGGGACCACAACUGAGAGAGGUGGGACACACUUGCCUCCCCCCCAGCGACCCCGAUGUUGAAGGAAUUAAAAAGCCCAAACUCAGAAUAAUAAAAACAAUUCUGUGCUCCCCGUG
Molecule: messenger RNA, 3113 nt
Organism: Nannospalax galili (Upper Galilee mountains blind mole rat)
Lineage: Eukaryota; Metazoa; Chordata; Mammalia; Rodentia; Spalacidae
Gene: Limk1
Product: LIM domain kinase 1
Biological process (GO): actin cytoskeleton organization; positive regulation of stress fiber assembly; protein phosphorylation
Cellular component (GO): neuron projection; cytoplasm; nucleus
Molecular function (GO): protein binding; protein serine/threonine kinase activity; ATP binding
Source: RefSeq, a predicted model, not a curated record